CUCAGCACCUGUUUAUUGUUUUCUUUAUUUCCCUUUAUUUUUCUGGUACCAACUUGCAAUCAGCACGCCUUUGCAAUUUUUUUAUUCAUACACAACCCAAAAAGGCGCAUUAUAAUUUCUGACAAACCCACACACUUUUCUGUUCAAAAAUAUAUUGCUGAGCACGAGUCUAUACUUAUUUUUUUCCCUAUUAGAUACUUUUACCCUCUACUAUCUAUCUAUCUUUUCAACACUUUUCAACACUUUACUAAAUCCAUAACUCGCUUUUUCUUGGAAAAUGUCGGAUGACAGCGUGAAUGUCAACACUAUUAUUCAGCGACUCCUGGAAGUCCGCGGCUCUCGACCCGGCAAGGAGGUGCAGUUGAGCGAGAAUGAGAUCCACUGGCUCUGCACGACAGCGCGCGAGAUCUUCAUCAGCCAGCCGGUUCUGCUCGAGCUCGAGGCUCCGAUCAAAAUCUGCGGUGAUAUCCAUGGACAGUACUACGAUCUGCUGCGGCUGUUCGAAUAUGGCGGCUUCCCGCCCGAGGCCAACUACUUGUUCCUGGGCGACUACGUCGAUCGCGGAAAGCAGUCUCUGGAGACAAUAUGCCUACUACUGGCAUACAAGAUCAAGUACCGCGAGAACUUUUUCAUUCUGCGCGGUAACCACGAGUCGGCCUGCAUUAACCGCAUCUAUGGCUUCUAUGAUGAAUGCAAGCGGAGAUACAACAUCAAGCUGUGGAAGACGUUUACGGACUGUUUCAACUGCCUGCCCAUUGCGGCCAUUGUCGACGAAAAGAUCUUUUCGAUGCACGGCGGUCUCUCGCCCGAUCUGAUCAGCAUGGACCAGAUCAAGCGCAUUAUGCGCCCGACAGACGUUCCCGACACCGGUCUCUUGUGCGACCUGCUGUGGUCCGACCCUGACAAGGAGAUCACUGGAUGGAGCGAAAACGAUCGCGGAGUGUCUUUCACUUUUGGCCCUGAUAUUGUAUACAAAUUCCUGCAAAAGCACGACCUGGACCUGGUCUGCCGUGCUCACCAAGUCGUCGAGGACGGCUACGAGUUCUUUGCCAAGCGCAAAUUGGUUACUCUGUUCUCUGCGCCCAACUACUGCGGCGAAUUCGAUAAUGCUGGCGCCAUGAUGUCCGUCGAUGAUACGCUGAUGUGCUCAUUCCAAAUCCUAAAGCCCGCGGAGAAGAAGACCCGGGGCAACCGACGUCGCUGAGCUGACCUCUUCAAAUUUUUAUUGUUGCUAGAGAGAAAAGGGAAGAAAUCACUUGUUUGGCCAACAAGGCUGCCUGCUCGUUCACGCGCUUGCCGAUACUCGGAUCGUUGAGAGGAGCCGAUCAACAGGGUCUUUUGUUGCCCCAAUAUCUUUUUUCUUUCCUACGCACGCUCACUUGUCUUUCCUUCUUUUAUCAUUUUAUACCUUUCUUUUCUUUUUUAUUCUGUUUGUACUGGUUUGUCAGUAUUGAAAUCAACAUAAUAAACUUGUUUUCUCUACA
This is a messenger RNA of Kickxella alabastrina, 1484 nucleotides long. RefSeq names its product serine/threonine-specific protein phosphatase PP1 catalytic subunit. Bases 278 to 1204 code for a protein of 308 amino acids. Gene Ontology annotation, cellular component: cytoplasm; nucleus. NCBI's taxonomy places the organism in Eukaryota, Fungi, Kickxellomycota, Kickxellomycetes, Kickxellales, Kickxellaceae. The record is from RefSeq and is a predicted model, not a curated record. The transcript has 2 exons. Gene Ontology annotation, molecular function: protein serine/threonine phosphatase activity.